ACUAUUCUCGCCAAACGGUCUCACUGCGCAGCUGUCAGAAGUCAAGUAAUCAGAGAAAAACUUGAUUAUUUACGAAAAUUAGGAACUUAUCUGAGCCUAAGCGAUGUCUGCGCUCUUCCGUCUGACCAGCCGCGCUGUGGCUAUGCAGCGAUCCCUAGUGGCCAGGCCGGCGGUCGCUGUUCGAGCGAUUAACACGUCCCAGAAGAAGGACGAGACGGUUGCUGCUCCCACUUCGGUUACGACGGAGGACUUUGCAAACCCCAGUCCCAAGAACUGGCAGAGCUACGGAUUCGACUACAAGGAACAGGCUGAGGAUCGCAAGGCCACCAAGUCUACCUUCUUUGUCACUGUAACACUGUGUUUGGUGUGGGGCACUUUCUACUGGGCCUACCUGCCCGACACGCAGUUCCGCGACUGGGCUCAGCGCGAGGGAUUCCUGGAGUUGCGCCGCCGUGAGCAGGCCGGCCUUGAUUUGGUUAGCCCCGACUACGUGGACCCUGCUAGCAUUACGCUGCCCUCCGAUGACGAUCUUGGAGACCAGGAAAUCAUCAUCUAAACAUUUAAUGCUCUAUCCUUAGUCUGUUAUGUAAUGAGUGCGGCUGGUGGCCUGUAUCGGUGCCGUGAAAACGUUCUGUUAAUAAAACUGCAAGCCUCCGAGUGGAA
Messenger RNA from Drosophila ananassae, 663 nucleotides. RefSeq names its product NADH dehydrogenase [ubiquinone] 1 beta subcomplex subunit 11, mitochondrial (gene NP15.6). The transcript has a single exon. The coding region runs from base 104 to 556 and encodes 150 amino acids. The record is from RefSeq and is a predicted model, not a curated record. Lineage: Eukaryota; Metazoa; Arthropoda; Insecta; Diptera; Drosophilidae.